CUGCACUGCAGCCCCCAUAAUCGCACUAUAAUAUUCGUCUUCAUUUGCUUUAAUAUCGUCCUUUGCAUUCAGUAGUCUCAUUAAAAUAAAAAAAAAAACAUGAAAAUCAUAUUUGCUAUUGUGAGCCUUAUUGGAGUGAUCCUGUUACAUAUGAUUUCUGUUGAAAGUGAUGAUUUCGUUAAAUCUAAAUCUUACGAACAGCUGAAACAGGAGUGGGAAAGUAAAGAUCCAAUCAGUUAUAUUAAAGAUCUUAUGGAACUAUGUGACGGUGAAGAUCCGCGCGAUUACAUACAGAAAUUGCGAGAUCUAGUCGAAUUUGUGGAACCUCAUAUCCGAGAUUUGAAUCCAGAAAUCCGGAAGGCUAUGCUGGCUGAACAAAGACAAAGUGAUAACCCAAUAAAUUGGUAAUACAUAUACUCGUACUUCAAAAUUGAAUUCCACGUUUGUCAGCUGGUGUUUAUCAGAGCUCAGUCAUGCAAAAAAUUUCACCACUAUUAUUAAGACAGAAAAUUAACACUCAGGUACAAUGAAUUGAAACUUUUAUUACGAAUAUAAAAAUACAAAAUCGAAUACGA
This is a messenger RNA of Planococcus citri (citrus mealybug), 575 nucleotides long. RefSeq lists its product as uncharacterized. The coding region runs from base 100 to 408 and encodes 102 amino acids. Lineage: Eukaryota; Metazoa; Arthropoda; Insecta; Hemiptera; Pseudococcidae. The record is from RefSeq and is a predicted model, not a curated record. The transcript has 3 exons.